Messenger RNA from Gilbertella persicaria, 563 nucleotides. RefSeq lists its product as uncharacterized. The record is from RefSeq and is a predicted model, not a curated record. The coding region runs from base 14 to 472 and encodes 152 amino acids. The transcript has 3 exons. Lineage: Eukaryota; Fungi; Mucoromycota; Mucoromycetes; Mucorales; Choanephoraceae.
CCGACAUCUCUUCAUGUACAAAUACCUAGAGAAUGAAGAGCUAGAAAAUAGAUAUAUAUUUUUGGAUAAUAAACAUCACAACACUAUUUAUUCAGAUCCAAAUAUUCCAAUUGAAGAUGUCAAGUUUUCUACUGAAGAAAUAAAAAAUCGUAGGGAUCGAGAAAUGCAAGCAAAAAGAAACUCAACGGCAGAAAUAGCUUUAUUGCUAAAAGAAAAAAUGCUACAGAUGAACACUGUUGCGUUAAUAACUGACUCGGAUCUUGAAGCUAUAACAAAGAAAAGAAAAUUUGCUUCAAAAAGUUGGUUUUUGUUUAUUCAGAUAAGAAGUCUAGGCUGUUGUUCAAUCUAUCAGUUAAAUAUGGUAAUACAGUUGCUGACUUGUUUUGAGCCUGUCUUUGAUCUUGAGCAGAAAAAAAUGCAAGAGUUGCUGCUUCUGUUCGGUUUUUGUACCAGCCUUUUACAAAUUGUCUAGGUAAUCUUAUGUCCCACAUUAAGAAAGCCGCAAGGCUGAACCUUGUUGAAAGAGAGAAAAAAGUUUUGGCACCUGUGAAAAGUGUUUUUUU